Gamsiella multidivaricata is the source of this 1568-nucleotide messenger RNA. RefSeq lists its product as uncharacterized. The transcript is spliced from 3 exons. Gene Ontology annotation, biological process: protein import into peroxisome matrix, docking. The record is from RefSeq and is a predicted model, not a curated record. Gene Ontology annotation, molecular function: protein binding. NCBI's taxonomy places the organism in Eukaryota, Fungi, Mortierellomycota, Mortierellomycetes, Mortierellales, Mortierellaceae. Bases 91 to 1521 code for a protein of 476 amino acids. Gene Ontology annotation, cellular component: cytosol; peroxisomal membrane.
AACGAUCGAACACGGUGCCUGAUCGAUUACACACUGCACAACUUUGUAGCUCUAGACCGGAUACUGAUAAAAUGUAUGCUUUAAUAUCUGAUGUACGGUAUAGGUGGAGAUUGGACGCAAGAGUUCCAGACUCAUCAGCCACCCGGUGCUCGUCUCUUUGAGCUGAGUCCCGAAGAAGAGGCCGCCUUCUCGGCUGCGUUUCAACAGCACCAAGCUCCUCCACAUGAAUGGCAGGAAGAGUUUAUGCAGCGCGAGCAUGUGGUUGGCGAAAUGCCCCCAGAAUUCGAAGCUGCUUUCCAAAAGAAUUUUGACUGGGCCAAUGAGUUCGCACUGGUCGAGGGCAAGGGCAAAGGAAAGGCGAUCGAUGCCAACAGCGCCUCAUGGGAAGCCCAAUUCGAGGCCGCUCAACGUGACGGCGAGGCAGCAGCGACCGCCAAUCCCAUCAAUUUUGAAGAACAUGAGCAGCUUGAGGAUCUCUGGAACACUCUCAGAGAUAACCUGACAGAUACCGAGGACGUACAGAAUAUCUUGGAUGACCCUUCAAGCUGGGAGAACGAGUUUUCGGAUCUGAGUGCGGUCGCAGCCCCACAGCUGGGACCCUAUACGUUCGAACCCAACAACCCGUACUUAACACACCCAGACCCUAUGGCGGAGGGUAUUCGGCUUACAGAGGAAGGCGGCUCCCUUUCGGAGGCGGCCUUGGCCUUUGAGGCUGCUGUGCAGCAGGAUGAGAACAACAGUCGUGCCUGGAUGAUGCUUGGAAAUGUUCAAGCCCAGAACGAGAAGGAGGAGCCCGCGAUCCGAGCUUUGGAAAAGGCCGUCCAGGUCGAUGCCAACAACUUGGAUGCAUACAUGAAUCUUGCUGUCAGCUACACGAAUGAAGGAUACGACCACCAGGCAUACCUGACACUAGAGCGCUGGCUGGCAACCAAAUACCCGGAUAUUGUAGCAGCAAACCCUGCACCAACCACAUCAAUCAGCUCAUGGGAGACCCACGCACGUGUGACCGAUUUGUACCUGCAGGCCGUCCGGAAUGGAUCCUCAGGAGCCGACAUGGACGCUGAUCUUCAAGUCGGACUUGGCGUGCUGUUCUAUGGCAGUGGCGAGUAUGAGAAGGCCGUUGACUGUUUCGUGGCAGGGCUCAAGGUCCGCCCAGGCGAUUAUCUGCUUUGGAACCGAUUGGGAGCCACAUUGGCCAACAGUGGACGGAGCGAGGAUGCGAUUGAGGCGUAUCACAAGGCGCUAGAGAUCAAGCCGUCGUUCGUUCGUGCGCGGUACAACCUGGGCGUGUCAUGCAUCAACAUUGGAUGCCAUAAGGAGGCUGCAGAGCACUUGCUGGGCGCCUUGAGCAUGCAUCAGGCCGAUGGCGAAGGAAACGGACAGGGCGGAUCUGUCAAUGUGAGCGGAAAUCUUUGGGAGACUCUCCGUCGCACUUUCAUGAUGAUGGACCGCAGUGAUUUGGCAGAGCGCGCGGUCGUCGGCGCGGACAUUAACCAGUUCCGCGGCGAGUUUGAGUUCUAGAGAAGGAAGGAGGUGCGGAUGGUGUGGUCUUUGAUAGACAUAUAUAC